ACUCUCCCUCGGCCUCCACCCUCCAGGACCGGGCUCCGGUAAUCGUUCCCGAGUAGUGAGAGAACUACUUUCUGGAGUUAUCUUGGCACGGUGAGAUUAAAACCCUCAGUAACUUUUACAUUCAAGUGUUAGCUGGCAAGAGGCGCAGGCUGCCAUGAGGUGCGAGACGAGUGUUGUGCUGGCCGUCAUGGUGUGUGUGGUAGCAGGAGGGGACGACACCCACGUCAACCUUCCUAACAUCAUCAUUGGAGACCCAAACGACGCGAUAAGUGACGUCCUGGGGGCCCCGCUCUCCGCGGAGGAGUUCAAGACCAGCCUGAGAAGACCUUCCACCAAGAAGUUGAGAACCAAGAAUGACCCCAUCACCAGCUCCGGGUACUUCCAAGGAGACAUUAUGGUCACCUCUGAGGACCACCUCUACCAGAUCAUCCUGGGGGACCCCAAGGACCAGCUGAGCGCCGUCAGGAACCCGCAGAAGAUGUGGCCAGAGGCUCAAAUACCUUACGUAAUCUCCAGUGCCUUCUCCUCGUGGGAACGCUCUGUGAUUGCUGGGGCCGUCGCUGAGUUCCACAAGAAAACUUGUAUUCGCUUCGUGGAAAGGGUUACACAGGCAGACUAUGUUCACAUCCUCAGGGGACAAGGGUGCUCGAGCGCCGUGGGUCGGUCAGGGGGGCCUCAGGUGGUGUCGCUGGGCGCCGGCUGCGUCCAACACGGUGUGGUCGUCCACGAGCUCAUGCACGCCGCUGGCUUCUGGCACGAGCAGUCCAGAUACGACCGAGACCAGUACGUCACCAUCAACUGGUCCAACAUCAUUCAAGGACAAGAGUACAACUUUGAAAAGAAGUCGAAUACAAUCACCACGGACCUGGGUCUGGCCUACGAUUACGCAUCUGUCAUGCACUACGACGCCUUCGCCUUCGCCAGCAGCUACUCUGCCCCAACCAUUCUGCCCAAGCAGAGCGGGGUCAACAUUGGCCAGCGCACGGGCUUGUCUGAGCUGGACGCGAGGGGCCUCAACCUGCUGUACAAGUGCGGCAGCGACGGCUGGGAGUCCACGCCAGCCCCGGAGUCCUGCGUCGACCAGUAUGAGCAGUGUGGGGCGUGGGCCGCCUCGGGCUGGUGCCGCACCAACAACGCCUACAUGGACGUCAACUGCAAGAUGUCCUGCAACACGUGCGAGCCUCAGGUGUGUCGUGACGAGAACGCGUACUGCGGCGUGUGGGCGAGUGUGGGCGAGUGCCAGAGUAACCCGGGCUACAUGCUUGUGUUCUGUGGCCGGGCCUGUGGAACCUGCUAGGUGCUACCACCCACGCAUCUGGUACCUGCUAGGUGCUACCACCCACGCAUCUGGUACCUGCUAGGUGCUACCACCCACGCAUCUGGUACCUGCUAGGUGCUACCACCCACGCAUCUGGUACCUGCUAGGUGCUACCACCCACGCAUCUGGUACCUGCUAGGUGCUACCACCCACGCAUCUGGUACCUGCUGAAGAAUAUAGGUAACACGUAAUUCAUUAAACUGAGCAAAUGACAACUAUAAAAAUCAAUCGUGAGGGAGAAACAAGAACAGUGUAAAGGUUAACAUUAGUUUUAGACGCAUUUAGUUUUCAUCAGGUCUUACCACAACAAACUAAUAUUUACUUAGACUAGCCCCAAGCGUUUGGCCUCCAACCUUUAGACAGACACACAGACAGACAGACAGACAGACAUACAGGCAGACAGACAGACAGACAGACAUACAGACAGACUGACAGACAGACAGACAGACAGACAGACAGACAGACAGACAGACAGACAGACAGACAGACAGACAGACAGACAGACAGACAGACAGACAAAUUUGAGGAACUCAGUGAAUGGUAAAUUAGAACAACAGGUAUUGACCUCGUAUGUAUGUAUGUUACAUGUUAUCGUAACGCUGCAAACUCUUCGAUGUAGCAGAAUAUAUAUAAAAACAUUA
Molecule: messenger RNA, 1959 nt
Organism: Procambarus clarkii (red swamp crayfish)
Lineage: Eukaryota; Metazoa; Arthropoda; Malacostraca; Decapoda; Cambaridae
Product: zinc metalloproteinase nas-4
Biological process (GO): proteolysis
Molecular function (GO): zinc ion binding; metalloendopeptidase activity
Source: RefSeq, a predicted model, not a curated record